GAUUAACUUCGAGCUCGUCCCUGGUGAGGCCGUGAUUGAAAACAGGCGAUUCAAAGUGCGUCAGGUGAAAUAAAUAAAUAAAUAAUAAUAAUAAAUAAAUGAAGGAGGAAGAGGAGUCAGUCAGCUGGUGGGGCGUCUGGCAGCGCAGCACCCACGUGUUUACAUUUUGCUAGACCUUUAAACACCAAUACACCACACACCCUAUUACUGCCAUGGAUGCUUGUUCAGGUGGCACAGUGGUUCUUGUGUCUUGUGUCACGUCUCCCCACAUGUUCACUGGCAUCCACCUCACUUCAGGAGAGCAGGAGCUGUUCAAUCCACCACCUGAGGGGAAGAUUAAAGAGGCCUUGCUUAAACUGUCCACAGAAGCCAAAGAACUGUACCUGAAUAGCCAAGUGCCCGUUCUGGAUGCUGUUCCCUCACCCCUGGAGUUCUACCGGGAGUGGGUGGCCGCCAACAAGCCGGUCAUCCUGCGAGGGGUCACCCAACACUGGCCGGCCCUCACCAAGUGGACGCCGGAUUACUUGAGGGCAAGGCUUGGAGAGAAGGAGGUGUCAGUGGCAGUAACACCCAAUGGCUAUGCUGAUGCUCCCAGUGGUGGCUACUUCGUCAUGCCAGAGGAGCGACAGAUGAAGUUUGGCAAGUUCCUCGACAUCAUGGAGAAUCCCGACAGCCAGCCUGGGAUCUUCUACGUUCAGAAACAAAACUCAAAUUUCACAGAGGAGUUUUCCGAGAUCAUGAGUGAUGCUGCCCCUGAGAUCCCCUGGUUCUCAGAGGCCCUGGGGAAGAGUCCUGAUGCCGUGAACUUCUGGAUGGGGGAUGAAAGAGCUGUCACGUCAAUGCACAAGGAUCACUAUGAAAAUAUAUACUGCGUCAUAUCUGGGUACAAAGACUUCAUACUCCUGCCCCCAACAGACGCUCCCUGGGUGCCCUACAGAGCAUACAAGCCCGCCACGUACAGGGAGACUGCCCCAGGGACCUUCACCAUAGAACCUAGCCCAGGGGAAGAGGUACCCUGGAUUUGCAUAGACCCUGUAGCCCCUGAUAUUGUGUCCUAUCCUCAGUACAUGCAUGCCUCCCCUGUGCAGUGUCGGGUAAGGGCAGGGGAGGCCUUAUUCCUGCCUUCCCUGUGGUAUCAUCAUGUGCGGCAGUCCCAUGGGUGUGUGGCGGUUAAUUUCUGGUAUGAUAUGGAGUAUGACGUGAGGUAUAACUAUCAUAAACUACUGCAGUCUCUUUCAUGGGUGAGAGAGCCCAGCUAGUGGAGUGUUGAGGGUGUGGAGUGGGGAGUGGAGUGUGGAGUGGGGUUGUGGGUGCUGCAAGAAGAGGUGUGUGUGGAAAUCACUGGUUUUAGAAAGGUUUUAGGUUCAGUUUUAGGUUGGUUUAGGUAGGUUUAGGUAAUUUUUUGUGGGUUUAGGUCAGUUUUAAGUAGUUUGAGGUUAGUUUAGUUAGGUUUAGGUAGUUUUCAUAGGUUUUAGGUAAGUUUAGGUUGAUUUUUAAGUAGUUUUAGGUUGGUUCUUGUUUUAGGUGGGUUUAGGUAGUUUUAAAUAACUUUUAUUUGUUUUAGGUAGGGUUUAAUUAUUUUAGGUAGUUAUAGGUUGGUUUUAGGCAGUUUUAGGUAGCUUCAGGCAGUUUUAGAUAGGUUUAGGCUGUUUUAGUUAGGCUAAGUUAAGUUACAGGUAGGUUUGAAAUAGUUUUAGUUGUUUUAAGUGAUAUAAGUUAAGGUUUGGGUAGAUUUUAGGUAGUUCUAGUUGUUUUAGGUAGGUUUUUGUUGCUUUAGUUGGGCUAAGUUAAUUUCUAGGUAAGUUUUAGGUAGUUCUAGUUUUUUAGGUAUGUUUUUUUGUUGUUUUAGGUGGAUUAGUUAAGUUUCAGGUAGGUUUAGGCAAUUUUAAGUAGUUUUAGGUUGUUUUUAUGUGGCUUUCAGCAGUUUUAGAUAGAUUAUAGGCAAUUUUAGUUGUUUUAGGUAGAUUAUAGAUACUUUUAGUUGUUUUAGGUAGAUUAUAGAUAUUUUUAGUUGUUUUAGGUAGAUUAUAGAUACUUUUAGUUGUUUCAGGUAGAUUAUAGAUACCUUUAGUUGUUUUAGGUAGAUUAUAGGUACUUUUAGUUGUUUUAGGUAGAUUUAGGUACUUUUAGUUGUUUUAGGUAGAUUUAGGUACUUUUAGUUGUUUUAGGUAGAUUAUAGAUACUUUUAGUUGUUUUAGGUAGAUUAUAGGUACUUUUAGUUGUUUUAGGUAGAUUACAGAUACCUUUAGUUGUUUUAGGUAGAUUAUAGGUACUUUUAGUUGUUUUAGGUAGAUUGUAGGUACUUUUAGUUGUUUUAGGUAGAUUGUAGGUACCUUUAGUUGUUGUAGGUCGGUGUAGGAAGGUGUUUUAUACAAGGACCGCCAUGCAUACUCUGAUGGCUUCUUGCAGCUUUCCUUAAAUUUUUUAGGUUCUUAUACUGGAAGGACUACAGCUUUUGGAAAAUGAAGUGAGGUAUAAUUCAGAAUGCUGCUCUCUCUCUCUCUCUCUCUCUCUCUCUCUCUCUCUCUCUUGGAUGAGGAAACCAAAGCAGCUGUCAUUUUUAAUUCGUCUUUUCAUAUUUCAUCUGUUUUUACCUCUAAUAUUUUCAUAAUGUCUUUGUUCCUCCUUGUGUUCAGAUUUUCCUUCUGGUUUUCAUUUUCCUUGUGUGUUUUCUCAUUUCCAUCUUCCUCUGAACUGUUGGAGGAAGUGCUGUGUUUUUAUGGAGUGUUGUACGAUAGCUUACUUACUUAGGUACUUAAUAAGCCACAUAUUUAUCAUCAUUGUUUAUUUUCUGUUACCCUUCCUGCAUUGUUCGUGAUUUAUGUUAGUUAAUUAGUUAUUUAUCUAGUUAGUAAGAUAAUAAGCUGUGUAUUUUUAUUUUUUUUUCCUUUCCUACAUCAUUCUUAAUUUGUUAGUUUCUUAAUUAGUUAGUUGGUUAGGUAGAUAUAGUUUAUUAGUUACCAUAGUUAGUAGGUAGUUUAUUUGUUAGUUGGUUAGCGUUUCUUCAUGACUAUACUGAGACUUGUGUUCGGGGUGUCAGUCUGUGAUACACAGAGGCAGAAGAUGAAAUAAAAUGCUUGUGUCCUCAGCAA
This is a messenger RNA of Scylla paramamosain (green mud crab), 3092 nucleotides long. RefSeq names its product bifunctional peptidase and (3S)-lysyl hydroxylase Jmjd7-like (gene JMJD7). Lineage: Eukaryota; Metazoa; Arthropoda; Malacostraca; Decapoda; Portunidae. The record is from RefSeq and is a predicted model, not a curated record. The coding region runs from base 213 to 1259 and encodes 348 amino acids. Gene Ontology annotation, molecular function: 2-oxoglutarate-dependent dioxygenase activity. The transcript is spliced from 6 exons.